GGAAGAAGUAAUUAAAGCUAAUAUUACAGAGCCUCUACAGAUUAUAAGAAUAAUAUGUGAAAACAAAAACCUUGGAUUUCUGUACAUGACUCCUGCGGUGCCUAAAUCAUCAAUUGAGUAUGACACAUAUAACCUGAAAAUUGUAAGCUAUGACUGCAUUAACAAAAAUGACUACUACACUAUUAGUCCACAAGCAGUUAUUCAUACAUAUAAUGGAGAAGUUGAAUACCUGGAUCUUGAACGCUGGGAGCAAGAAUAUGUCUAUCAUAGGGCACUUAUCAAAAUCACUAUAUUUGCUAUAUUUCGCAAGUGGAAGUCAUUUAAUGUAUGGAGAAAGAAUGUCCGCUGCAAAAAUAUUAAUUCAUGUCGCCGAGCUUUACAGAAGAACUUAUUCAUUGUUAAUGCUUGUUUGAGACCAGCAAUUCUAAACAUCCAAGAAAUGUGUUAUCGAAUUGGUGACAUGGUACUUUGUCAAAUUGAAAAGGGCUAUAUAUAUACUUUGGUAGAGUUUAAAGGUACUCAGUUCAGUCAGCUAAAAGAUGUGGCAUCUCGUUUAUCAGAAUUCAGAGAAUUAGCCAAAGAAGUGGUUAGAGGUGCAUGUCGAACUGCAUUGCUUGAAACUGGUUUCACUCCUGAUGAUUAUUUUUAUACUAUUGAGAAUACAGCUGUGGUAGGAACCACCGGUCCUCGUGUUGAGAAAGACUUGUAUGCCGAACAACCUGAAAGAAUGACAUACACAGAACAGGCCAAUAAAAGGGCUCAGUGUGGAAGGUUAACAUGCUUUAUUCGUCUUGCUGAUUAUCUUAUAGUAAAUACUAUGCACGUCUUGGCAGUUAAAUCUGUUGCUACUCUGUUGCGUUACCUUACUGAUAAGUUGAAGAAGACACCACUUGUAGAAAUUAUCCAAACAUGGAAUACAGAUUUAGAGGCACCUGAAGUUGUGGAAAAGAAGGGAACUUCUUCAGCGAUUGCAGAGGAAGAGGAGGCAUCCAUUCCAAUGUUUCUUGUCGAGCUAAUUUUAGAGAUUCAUGCAUUGCUGUUUGAACCAACUGUGGAAGAGUUCCAGGAUGCUAUGGCAGAUAUUGUGUCUCAGUUUCAGGCAACUGUGUUAUCAGUUGCAAACCUUGUUCCAGAUCAGUAUUUUGAUGCCUUCACUCGUCCUGUUAUUAACAAUAAAAUUGAAGAAAAAACAUGUGGUGAAGGACCAAGCUUAUCAACAAUGUUUAAGGAUGAUAAACAUCUUCAAACUAUUAUCCUACAAAUAAAGGAAACAAUUGAUUCAGCAUUUGAAGCAGCAAAUUUUUAUGCAACUACUUUUGAAAAGUUUCGAUUAUUUUUCAGAGAAAAUGAAAGCCUUGAUUUGCAAGCUCUGAAGAAAGAAGAGCCUGAUGUUAAAUUUUUUGCUGAACAACUGGAGAAAUAUCACAGACAACACAAAGAAGCGUUGGCAAUAAAACAAAAGAGACCAUUAGGUUUGUUCCUCAUAGAUGCUAAAAGGUUGAAAGACAAACUAAUUCCAUCACCAAAGCGCUGUUUGGAGGUUAUUAAUGAAAUGCUUCCUGUAAUUGCAAAGAAAAAAGUGAACACCAUUCUUGUUGAGGCAAAUGAUGCUAAAUUUAAACUUGAAUUUCUACCAAGUACAACUACUGAAUACGUGGUUACUUUGACAUUCCUUGAUGAAAUACAAGAUAGGAUUGAAAUUCUUGACGAUGAAUCAAAAGUGGUUUCAAAGAUGUAUCAACUUAUUGAACAGUAUGUCAUACCCACACCUCCUGAAGAUUUUGCUUUGUUCUCAAGUUUGAAACCCUCUAUUGUUGCUGUUCGUAAUGCAAUUGAUAAAUCUGUAGGUGAAAGAGAUGCUAGCAUUAUUAAAUUCUGCCAGCUUCUAGAUGAAGAUGUUCACGAUCUGAAUGAAGAAGUUAAAGAAGUUAGACUUCUAGCACAGGAUCCUCAGAUUUUGGACGCAGAUGCUGAUCAAGAGAGAGUGAAAAUAGUUCUCUGCGAGUUGCAGGCCAUUCUUGAUGAAAUACAAAAGCGGGCAUUCCAGUAUAAAUCCUAUCAGAAAAACUUCAAGGUGGAUAUAACAAAAUUUGAUACCUUGGAGGAAGUUUGUGCAGAGUUGAAGUUGAAACAACUGUUGUGGGACUCUCUUUCUGAAUGGUCAGUACUUGAGGAAGAGUGGAUGGAGUCUAAAUUUGACAGUUUGGAUCCAGAAUUAUUGAAUGGUCAAGUUUCCAAAUAUGCUAAAUUUGUGAAUCAGCUGGAAAAAGGCUUGCCACCUAAUAAUGUUGUCCCACAACUCAAGGAGAAGGUGGAGAAAAUGAAAGAAAAGCUUCCAGUUAUCACAGAUCUUAGAAAUCCUUUUUUGAAACCCAGACACUGGACAAUUCUGGAACAAAUAGUUGGUGCACCAUUAAUAGAUGUGGAAAAUCCAUUAACCUUGGAGCGACUUACUCAGAUCAGUGCUUUUGAAUAUACUCAGGAGAUUCAGGAUGUUUCUGGACAAGCUUCAGGAGAAGCUUCUUUGGAGAUUAUUCUCAAAAAGGUGGAAGAUGCCUGGAAAACAACAGAAUUCAUUGUAAUUCCUCAUCGUGAUUCAAAAGAUGUUUUCAUCCUUGGUGGCACAGAUGACAUUCAGGUCAUUCUUGAUGAUAGUACUAUUAAUGUAGCAACGAUUGCCUCUUCACGGUAUGUAGGCCCUCUCAAGCCACGCGUUGAUGAAUGGCAGAAGCAGCUCUCUUUAUUCAAUCAGACAUUGGAGGAAUGGCUGACAUGUCAGAGGAAUUGGCUCUAUUUAGAAAGCAUUUUCAGUGCUCCCGAUAUUCAAAGACAGUUGCCCGCAGAAGCCAAAAUGUUCUUGCAAGUAGAUAAGUCUUGGAAGGAAGUUAUGAGGAAAGUGAAUCGACUGCCUAAUGCCCUCCGUGCUGCUACUCAGCCUGGCCUUUUAGAGACCUUUCAGAAUAAUAAUGCUCUUCUUGAUCAGAUUCAGAAAUGUCUGGAGGCCUAUUUGGAAUCCAAGAGAGUCAUUUUCCCAAGAUUCUACUUUUUAUCGAAUGAUGAGCUCUUGGAAAUAUUGGCCCAAACUCGCAAUCCUCAAGCAGUUCAGCCUCAUUUAAGGAAAUGUUUUGAUUCUAUUUCUAAACUGGAGUUUGCCUACAUGGCACCAGCUGAGGGAGAAGAAAAAGUUCUCACAAAUGAUAUUCUAGCAAUGCUGUCCCCCGAAGGUGAAAGGGUUGGCUUGGGAAAAGGACUUAAGGCCAGAGGAAAUGUUGAAGACUGGCUCGGUAAAGUUGAAGAAGCAAUGUUUACUUCCCUUAGACGACUGAGCAAAGCUGCCAUUGCAGAUUAUCAAACCAGAGAAAGAACAGAGUGGGUUAUUGCUGGACAUCCUUCUCAGGUUGUGCUGACUAUUUCUCAGCUCAUGUGGUGUCGUGAUCUCACUCAGUGUUUAGAAGGAGAAGAUCAAGAUCAUUUAGUAGCUUUGGAAGAGUUUGAAAAUGAGAAUUUUGAGAGACUAAAUGCAUUGGCUUCACUAGUCCGCGGCAGCCUUCCUAAAAUUCACCGAAAUAUUAUAACGGCUCUGAUUACUAUUGAUGUACACGCAAGAGACAUUGUUACAGAACUUGUACAACAAAAGGUGGAUUCUGUGGACAAUUUUGACUGGCAAAGACAACUGCGCUACUAUUGGGACCUCGAUUUAGAUAACUGUGUGGCAAGAAUGGCUUUAUCUCAAUAUACCUAUGCCUAUGAAUACUUGGGUGCAUGUCCAAGAUUAGUGAUAACACCACUCACGGAUCGUUGCUAUCUUUGCCUGAUGGGAGCCCUGCAGCUUGACCUAGGGGGAGCUCCAGCUGGACCUGCCGGAACUGGAAAAACAGAGACUACGAAAGAUCUUGCAAAAGCACUUGCCAUCCAAUGUGUGGUGUUCAACUGUUCAGAUGGCUUGGAUUACAAGAUGAUGGGGCGUUUCUUCAGUGGUUUGGCACAAUCUGGAGCAUGGUGCUGCUUUGAUGAAUUCAAUCGAAUUGACAUUGAAGUUCUUUCUGUUAUAGCCCAACAACUGAUUACGAUAAGGAAUGCUAAAGCAGCAAAGGUCACUCGGUUUAUGUUUGAAGGACGCGAAAUCAAAUUAAUUAUGACUUGUGCAGCUUUUAUUACUAUGAAUCCUGGCUAUGCUGGACGAACAGAGUUACCUGACAAUCUAAAAGCACUCUUCAGGCCAUUUUCUAUGAUGGUUCCAAACUAUGCUUUGAUUGCAGAGGUUAUCCUGUAUUCUGAAGGAUUUGAAUCAAGUAAAAUACUUGCAAGGAAGAUGACUCAAAUGUAUAAGCUCUGUAGUGAACAGCUUUCCCAACAAGACCACUAUGAUUUUGGAAUGAGAGCUGUCAAAUCUGUGUUGGUCAUGGCAGGAUCACUAAAGAGAGAGCAUCCAAACCUGAAUGAAGACGUUGUUUUAAUAAGAGCAUUACGAGAUUCGAAUCUCCCAAAAUUUCUUGCGGAUGAUGCUCUUUUGUUCAGUGGAAUUAUAUCUGACCUUUUCCCUGGAGUCAUAAUCCCAGAACAUAAUUAUGGAGUGCUGCAGUCAACAAUAGUAGAUACCAUGCUUUCCAAAGGAUUGCAGACUGAAGCUACCAUGAUCCGUAAAGUGAUUCAGCUGUAUGAAACUAUGCUGGUAAGGCAUGGGGUAAUGCUUGUUGGACCAACAGGAGGUGGAAAAACUACAGUUUACCAAAUUUUGGCAGAUACACUUGGAACUUUACAUAAAGCAGGUGAGGAAUAUCAUUUUUUCCAGCCAGUUAAAACAUAUGUUCUGAAUCCUAAAUCAAUAACUAUGGGUGAACUAUAUGGUGAAGUUAACAAUUUAACUCUGGAAUGGAAAGAUGGCUUAAUGGCACUUAGUGUGCGAGCUGCUGUAGUCGACACUUCUGAAGAUCAUAAAUGGAUCAUCAGUGAUGGACCUGUGGAUGCACUAUGGAUUGAAAAUCUGAACACGGUUCUAGAUGACAACAAGAUGCUUUGUUUGGCUAACAGUGAAAGAAUCAAACUCACACCAUCCAUCCAUAUGAUGUUUGAGGUAGAAGACUUAAGAGUUGCUUCACCUGCCACAGUAAGCCGAUGUGGGAUGGUAUACAUUGACCCAGAGGAAUUGAAGUGGAUGCCCUAUGUAAAAACAUGGAUGGCAGGCCUUGAAGAAAAACUCAAUGAAGAAACAAGAACAUAUUUGUUUGAACUCUUUUCUCGUUAUGUUGAAGAUGGUCUAAAAUAUAUUCGCAAAAAGUGUACCCAAGCCAUAACACAAGUGGACAUAAGUAAAGUUGUUACUCUUUGCUGUUUACUGGAGUCAUUACUUCUUGGAAAGGCAGGACCCAGCAUGAACUUGGAACAAUCACGGUUAAAUUCUCUUGUGUGCCAGACCUUUGUCUUCUGUUAUUUGUGGUCUAUGGGUGGAAAUGUAAUGGAGAACUGUUGGGAUGCUUUUGAUACAUUUGUAAGACAGCAAUUUGAGGAUAACCCUGAUGCCAAGCUCCCAACUUCUGGUGAUUUGUGGAGUGUUUACAUUGAUUAUGAUACAAGACGCUUGGAUCCUUGGGAGCGAAUUAUACCAACCUUUAAAUACAAAAGCACAGUUCCAUUUUUCGAAAUGCUUGUUCCUACCACUGACACUGUACGCUAUGGCUUUCUAAUGGAAAAACUGCUAGCUGUCAAACAUUCUGUGCUUUUCACAGGAAUUACUGGAGUUGGCAAGUCUGUAGUUGCAAGAUCACUGCUUAACAGAAUACAAGAUGAAGCCGGCUAUGUUCCUGUUUACUUAAAUUUCUCUGCUCAGACUUCUUCAGCCAGGACACAAGAGAUUAUAGAAUCAAAAUUAGAAAAAAAAAGAAAAAACAUUUUAGGAGCACCAGGGAAAAAAAGAGUGAUCAUUUUUGUGGAUGAUUUAAACAUGCCGAAACUGGAUCGUUAUGGCUCACAGCCCCCUAUUGAACUACUUAGACAGUACCAAGACUUUGGAGGAUUCUAUGACCGAGAUAAACUGUUUUGGAAGGAAAUCCAUGAUGUAACUAUUUGUUCAGCUUGUGCACCUCCUGGUGGUGGACGUAAUCCAGUUACCCCACGUUUUAUAAGGCAUUUUGCUAUGCUAUGCCUUCCAACACCCUCUGAACAUAGCCUUAAACAAAUUUUUCAGGCAAUUCUGAAAGGCUUCCUAGCUGAAUUUGCCCAAGCAGUAAAGCAGUGUGCAAGUAGUAUAGUGGAGGCUGCUGUUGAAAUAUAUCAAAGAAUGAGCAUUGAUCUGCUCCCAACACCAGCAAAAUCUCAUUAUGUGUUUAAUUUACGUGAUUUGUCAAAAUGUGUCCAAGGUAUACUGCAGUGUGAUCCAGUGUCAGUUCGAGACCAGAAUCAGAUAUUUAGACUAUUCUGUCAUGAAUGCCAAAGAAUUUUUCAUGACCGUCUCAUCUGUAAUGAAGAUAAACAAUAUUUUUAUUCUAUGUUAAGCGACAUGGCUAGCAAAUAUUUUGGAGUUUCAGUUGACCCAGACUCAUUUGCAUCUAAACCUAUCUUAUUUGGAGAUUACAUUAAGAUUGGAAUAGAGAAAGCUGAGAGACUUUAUGAAGAGUUACCUGACAUGGAAAAGAUUAUCGGAGUUUUACAAGACUACCUUGAUGAUUACAAUAUAACAAGCUCUAAAGAGGUCAGGCUGGUAUUUUUCCAAGAUGCAGUAGAGCAUGUUUCAAGAAUUGCUCGGAUGAUUCGUCAGGAAAGAGGAAAUUCCCUCCUGGUCGGUGUUGGAGGCACAGGGAAGCAGUCUCUGACUAGACUUGCCUCUCACAUUUGUGGCUAUAAAUGCUUUCAAAUAGAACUAAGUCGUGGCUAUAAUUAUGACACUUUCCAUGAAGACCUUAGGAAGCUAUACAAAAUGGCAGGGGUGGAAGACAAAGACAUGGUUUUCCUUUUCACAGACACCCAGAUAGUUGUAGAAGAAUUCCUAGAAGAUAUAAACAAUAUUUUGAAUUCUGGAGAGGUACCUAAUCUGUUUGAAAAGGAUGAACUGGAGUUUGUCAUGGCAGCUACUCGACCCAAGGCAAAAGAAGUAGGAAUAGCAGAGGGCAACAGAGAUGAGGUAUUUCAGUACUUCAUUAGUCGAGUCCGACAGAAGCUGCACAUUGUCCUGUGUAUGAGUCCUGUUGGAGAUGCUUUCCGAGCACGGUGCCGAAUGUUUCCCUCCCUUGUGAAUUGCUGCACUAUUGACUGGUUUGUGCAGUGGCCAAAAGAAGCACUUCUUUCUGUAUCAAGAACUUUUUUUAUGCAUGUUGAUCUCGGAACUGAUCGAAUGAAAGAGAAACUUUCUGUAAUGUGUGUAGACAUCCACAUGAGUGUUACAGAGAUGGCAGAGCAGUAUUAUGCAGAGCUCCGGCGACGAUACUAUACAACACCAACUUCCUAUUUAGAGUUAAUCAAUCUUUAUUUGUCCAUGCUUGCUGAAAAAAGGAAGCAACUGGUUUCAGCUCGGGAUCGGGUAAAAAAUGGUUUAUCCAAACUGUUGGAAACAAAUGUACUUGUUGACAAAAUGAAAUUAGAUCUUUCUGCUUUAGAACCAGUUCUCAAGGAGAAAUCAGUGGAUGUUGAGGCCUUGAUGGAAAAAUUAGCAGUUGAUCAAGAAAAUGCUGAUCAGGUUCGGCGUGUUGUUCAGGAAGAUGAAGCUGUUGCAAAAGUAAAGGCAGAGGAGACUCAGGCAAUAGCUGAUGAUGCCCAGCGUGAUUUGGAUGAAGCCCUUCCAGCUUUAGAAGCUGCCAACAAAGCCUUAGAUUCUUUAGAUAAGGCAGAUAUUUCUGAAAUCAGAGUUUUCACUAAACCUCCUGAUCUUGUCAUGACAGUGAUGGAAGCUAUUUGUAUUCUUUUAAACGCAAAGCCUGACUGGGCAACAGCAAAACAACUACUUGGGGAUUCUGCCUUCCUGAGGAAGCUUCUAGAAUAUGAUAAAGAAAAUAUAAAGAGCGCAAUAUUAGCUAAGCUUCAGAAAUACGUCAACAAUCCUGACUUUGUGCCAGAAAAGGUAGAGAAAGUGUCAAAGGCAUGCAAGUCUAUGUGCAUGUGGGUGAGAGCUAUGGAUUUAUACUCUCGCAUUGUGAAGGUGGUCGAGCCAAAAAGGCAGAAGUUACAUGCUGCCCAGGCAGAACUUGAUGCAACUUUAGCUAACCUCCGUGAUAAGCAAAAAAAACUGAGACAGGUAGAGGAGCAAAUACAGGAAUUACAAGACCAAUAUGAAAGAAGUGUGAAUGAAAAAGAAAGCCUUGCAAAGACCAUGGCACUGACUCAGGCUCGUCUCAACCGCGCUGGAAGACUUACGGCUGCAUUAGGGGAUGAACAGGUUCGAUGGGAAGAAAGUAUUUUGAAUUUUGAGGCAGAGAUUUCAAAUAUCACUGGAAAUGUAUUCAUAGCUGCUGCUUGUGUAGCUUACUAUGGGGCUUUUACUGCACAUUAUAGACAAUUGUUAAUUGAAUGCUGGAUCAAACAAUGCCAAGAUCUAGACAUUCCUAUUAGUUCUGACUUCAGUCUUAUAAAUAUUUUGGGAGACCCCUAUGAAAUUCGACAAUGGAAUACUGAUGGAUUACCUCGCGAUUAUGUUUCUACUGAAAAUGGCAUUCUAGUUACACGUGGGCGGCGCUGGCCACUCAUGAUUGAUCCUCAGGAUCAGGCAAACCGUUGGAUAAGAAACAAAGAAGCAAAAUGUGGUUUAAAAAUAAUUAAGCUCACGGACACUGGUUUCCUGCGUACACUGGAGAAUGCUAUUCGUCUGGGUUUACCUGUGCUUCUAGAAGAGAUUAAAGAAACGCUUGAUCCAGCCCUGGAACCUAUUCUUUUGAAGCAGACUUUCGUUUCUGGCGGAAGACUGUUAAUUCGCCUUGGAGAUUCAGACAUAGAUUAUGAUAAAAACUUCAAGUUCUACAUGACAACAAAAAUGCCAAAUCCCCACUAUUUACCUGAGGUGAGGUAUAUGAGAGAGAAAAAGAAAGAUAAGAGAUACUGUAUGUUAAAGGACCAACCUCUCAGUGACGUUGUGCGAUUAGAGAGACCAGAACUAGAGGAACAAAGAACACAGCUCAUUAUCAGAAUCAAUGCUGAUAAGAAUCAACUGAAAGCAAUUGAAGAUAAAAUUCUAAAAAUGCUUUUUACAUCAGAAGGGAAUAUUCUGGACAAUGAAGAACUCAUCAGUACACUUCAAGAUUCAAAGAUUACCUCUGGUGCCAUUAAAAUAAGGCUUGUAGAAGCAGAAACUACAGAAGAAAAGAUAAACGCUGCUCGUGAAAAAUAUCGCCCUGUUGCUACUCGAGGAUCAGUUAUGUAUUUUGUAAUUGCAAGUCUUUCCGAUAUUGAUCCAAUGUAUCAGUUUUCUUUAAAAUAUUUCAAACAGCUAUUUAAUACAACAAUUGAAACUUCAGAAAAAAAUGAUGUUUUGGUAUUGCGAUUAGCAAUCCUACUUAGUCAGACUCUCUAUGCAACUUACACUAAUGUUUCCCGAGGCCUUUUUGAACAGCACAAACUCAUCUACAGCUUCAUGCUGUGCAUUGAAAUCAUGCGGCAGAAAGAAGAACUUACAGACCUUGAAUGGAAUUUUUUCCUGCGUGGAGCUGCUGGUUUGGAUAAGGAGCGGCCUGCCAAACCUCAGAUUCCAUGGCUGGAAGACAAUACGUGGUUUAUGUGCUGUGACUUAGAAGAAACACUUCCAAGUUUUGAGGGCAUUCAGAAAGACAUAUUGCUCAAGCCCAUUUUCAUUAAACUAGGGCAACUUGAUAUUCGUAUCAAUCCAGAAGAGUGGGAAGGCUAUAAGUCUGAUGUUGAUGAAAAGAAAAAAAAAGAUGACAAGCCAUACAUUCCCUGGGAUAGUAGGCUGACCAUGUUUCAGAAAUUAAUUAUAGUGAAAUGUUUUGUGGAAGAGAAGAUCGUGUCAGCACUUACCGAGUUUGUAAUGGAGAAUCUUGGGAAGCAAUUCAUUGAGAAUCCUCCAGUUGAUCUGGCAACUCUUUAUCAAGAUAUGUCUCCUGCCACACCACUGGUGUUCAUUUUAAGUACAGGCUCAGACCCCAUGGGGGCUUUCCAAAGAUUUGCAAAAGAGCGAGAUUAUUCAGAACGAGUGCAAUCAAUCUCAUUAGGACAAGGACAAGGGCCUAUUGCUGAAAGAAUGAUUAAGGAUGCCCUGAGAACAGGAAACUGGAUAUUUCUUCAGAAUUGCCAUUUAGCUGUUUCAUGGAUGUUACCAAUGGAAGAGCUCAUAAAAACAUUUACAGAGCCAGGUGCCACUAUCCAUGAAAGCUUUCGACUCUAUUUGAGUUCCAUGCCAUGUACUACUUUCCCUGUUACUGUCCUUCAGAAUUCUGUCAAGGUAACAAAUGAACCCCCUAAAGGUCUACGGGCAAACAUCAGAAGAGCCUUCACAGAAAUGACUCCCACAUUUUUUGAGGAAAAUAUCUUGGGCAAAACCUGGAGAAAAAUCAUUUUUGGUAUUUGCUUUUUUCAUGCAAUUAUUCAGGAAAGGAAAAAAUUUGGACCCCUUGGUUGGAACAUAUGUUAUGAAUUUAAUGACAGUGACAGAGAAUGUGCCUUAUUAAACCUCAAUCUUUAUUGCCAAGAAGGAAAAAUACCCUGGGAUGCCCUCACAUAUAUAACAGGGGAGAUUACAUAUGGAGGACGAGUUACAGAUGCUUGGGAUCAAAGGUGUCUUCGCACAAUCCUAAAGAGGUUUUUUUCUCCUGAAACUUUGGAAGAUGAGUAUAAAUAUUCUGAAUCAGGAAUAUAUUUUGCCCCCGUGGCUGACAAUUUGCAAAAUUUUAAGGAGUAUAUUGAAAACCUUCCUUUGAUUGAUGACCCAGAAAUAUUUGGAAUGCAUGAAAAUGCCAAUUUAGCAUUCCAGCGAAAAGAAACUAAUACUCUGAUUACUACAAUACUUGAUGUACAGCCACGAACAACAGCCCAGGGAUCAGGAAAAAGUAAUGAUGAGAUUGUGCAUGAGCUUGCUAGUUCAAUCCUUGCUAAAAUUCCUGAGAAGCUGGACAUGGACCUUGCUGCAGAGAUACUUGUUGUGAAGGAUAGCAAAGGUCGAAUAGAUUCUCUAACUACCGUUCUUGGGCAAGAAGUAGAUCGCUUUAAUGGUCUUCUCAGUCUGCUGAGGAACUCUCUACAAACACUCAACAAAGCCAUUGCAGGGUUUGUAGUAAUGUCUGAAGAAAUGGAGAGAGUGUACCACAGCUUUCUUAACAAUCAGGUUCCAGGCCUCUGGGCCAAUGCCGCAUAUCCAUCUCUGAAACCUUUAGGGAGCUGGGUGAAAGACCUUGUGCUCAGGACAAGCUUCAUAGAUUUCUGGCUCAAAAGAGGUCAACCUAAAUCAUUUUGGAUUUCUGGUUUCUUUUUUCCACAAGGAUUUUUGACCGGAACUCUUCAGAAUCAUGCUCGAAAAUACAACUUACCAAUUGAUGAGCUUAGUUUUAGUUACAACGUCAUUCCUGUCUACAGAGACCAAACCCAAGUAUCGGAAGCUUCGAAACUGUGCCACUUUGGCAAUGAAUUACCAAUGGAUGAAAAGUUGCCUUCUCCUGAGGACGGGGUGCUAGUUCAUGGCAUGUUUAUGGAUGCCAGUCGUUGGGAUGACGAUGAAAUGGUUAUAGAAGAUGCGUUACCUCGACAAAUGAACCCAAUGCUUCCAGUAAUUCAUUUUGAGCCACAUCAAAAUUAUGAGCCCCACCACUCGCUGUAUCAUGCGCCCCUCUACAAAACUGGAGCUAGAGCAGGAACUCUGUCCACCACGGGUCAUUCUACCAAUUUUGUGGUUACCGUCUUACUUCCUUCAAAAAGAUCAAGCGACUAUUGGAUAUCCAAAGGAUCUGCCUUACUUUGCCAGCUAAAUGAAUAAUCAGCAGGGCAGGGUUUCUGUCUUCUAGCAAGACCUUGGUAUCAUGCUGAGACUCUAUUCCAGGUGGGGAACAGUAACCCUCCAUCACUGUCAUGCCUAUGGAAAUAGAUUCCAGUAUAUACACAUUGUCAAAAGGCCAUCCUUCUCUUCAAUUUCAUUUUUUUAAGUGCAUUACAUUUUAUCAACACGUUGGAAUCAAUAUUCGCUGUUCAUUUCUCUUGAUUCCUUUGCAUGCAUUCACUGGCAGAUCACAUGGAUUUUUGCAUCAGUAAUACAGGUGUUUAAAAAAUGUCUACAAAAAGCACAUGUUUUAUAUCAAAUUAACUUUU
This is a messenger RNA of Ahaetulla prasina, 12231 nucleotides long. It is a transcript of the gene DNAH6, whose product is annotated as dynein axonemal heavy chain 6. Gene Ontology annotation, biological process: microtubule-based movement. The record is from RefSeq and is a predicted model, not a curated record. Gene Ontology annotation, molecular function: minus-end-directed microtubule motor activity; dynein intermediate chain binding; dynein light intermediate chain binding. The transcript has 74 exons. Gene Ontology annotation, cellular component: dynein complex. NCBI's taxonomy places the organism in Eukaryota, Metazoa, Chordata, Lepidosauria, Squamata, Colubridae. Bases 86 to 11902 code for a protein of 3938 amino acids.